Beta vulgaris subsp. vulgaris (sugar beet) is the source of this 2372-nucleotide messenger RNA. Its product is annotated as F-box/kelch-repeat protein At1g22040. The coding region runs from base 335 to 1756 and encodes 473 amino acids. The transcript has 2 exons. The record is from RefSeq and is a predicted model, not a curated record. Gene Ontology annotation, molecular function: protein binding. Lineage: Eukaryota; Viridiplantae; Streptophyta; Magnoliopsida; Caryophyllales; Amaranthaceae.
CUAGACGUUUGUUGUUCCACACUUGUCUCCCUAAUCCUUUCCUUAGAUAGUGGGAGUAUAUAAUAUCUAUGGCUAUUAUUCCCCUCUUUCGUAGGAUUUCUACAGUUUUCUCUCUCUCUCAUCUUAAAUUCUCUGUCUACCGUCAUUAUUGAAUUUCAACCAGAUUCUAUCAAUUCUAAUUUUGUAAGAAUUUCAACUGAUGAUCACUUUCAAUUUUGUCAGAUCUUAGAUAAUUCUUCCUUGUUUCAUGCUCAAACAAACUACGCUUUUCGAUCAAAUUGCGACUAAUUCAGGACUUGUAUUUUUAUGGUUAUGAAUUAACCUGGUGGACUUAAUGGGUGGUAUAUUCAGCCUGAAUAGUUCCGCUGAUUGUAGUAGUCAGCGCUAUGCGGGUACAACCAGUGGCACCUACAAGCGGCAAAGAACAGGGUACUUUGAGCAUAGUACAAGACUAAUUCCUUCUCUGCCAAACGAAAUAUCACUUCAGAUUCUUGCCAGAGUACCUAGAGUUUACUAUUUGCAACUGAAGUUGGUUUCACGGAGUUGGAAAGAAGCUUUAACUACUUCAGAAAUAUAUAAUUUGAGGAGAGAAUUCAAGACGACUGAAGAGUGGCUUUUCAUACUUUCUCGUGUUGAAGAAAACUUAUUAUGGUACGCACUUGAUCCCGUUUCUCGAAGAUGGCAGAAGUUGCCCCCGAUGCCUCAUGACUCAACCCAAGAUGAAUGUCGGAGAGGCUUGGCAAUUCUUCAAAUGUGGAACUCUUUGGGAUCAAGAGUGAAAAUAGCCGAAGCCAUAAGAGGGUGGCUUGGCAGAGGUGACCCACUGGAUAAAAUUCCAUUUUGUGGCUGUUCAAUUGGGGCUGUUAAUGGUUUCCUCUACGUAAUCGGGGGAUUGUCAAAGACCUCAGCUUUAAGUUGCGUGUGGCGCUAUGAUCCUAUUUUGAACACCUGGGAUGAAGUGAGCCCGAUGUUAACUGGUAGAGCUUAUAGUAAGACAGGAGUUGUGGACAACAAACUCUAUGUUGUUGGAGGGGUUAGCAGGCACAGAGGCGGGUUAACUCCCUUGCAGUGUGCUGAAGUGUUUGACCCCAAAACAGAUCAGUGGUCCGAGGUCCCCAGCAUGCCAUUCUCUAAGGCUCAAGUUAUGCCUACUGCUUUUCUGGCCGAUCUUCUCAAGCCAAUAGCGACGGGAUUAACAACAUACAUGGGGAAGUUAUAUGUGCCUCAAAGUUUAUAUUGCUGGCCUUUCUUUGUUGAUGCCGGAGGAGAGAUAUAUGACCCAGAAACAAAUUCAUGGAGUGAAAUGCCAGUUGGUAUGGGUGAGGGUUGGCCUGCUAAGCAGGCAGGAACCAAAUUGAGUGUUGUAGUUGAUGAUGAGUUAUAUGCUCUAGAUCUUUCAGGUUCUCUGGAUAGUGCUAAAAUUAAAGUAUAUGAUCACCGAGAUGAUUCUUGGAAAGUUGUUUUUGGAGAAGUUCCUAUUACUCAUGAUCAAGCAGAUGCUGAAUCCCCAUACCUACUUACUUGUUUCCGUGGAAACCUGCAUGUGAUCAUCAAAAAUGCCAACUCUGAUAUUGCAGUACUACAAGCUGUGACAGAAUCCCUACCGCAACCAUCUCAUCUAAAGCCCUUGACUAGUGGAAGCUCAUCCGCUGGAAGUUCUGUUGCGUCUUCACCAUCAGAAGUUAACUGGAAAUUUAUUGCAUCAAGGAAAGCUGGUCCAGCUGAGUUGGUUAGCUGUCAGAUUCUCAGAAUUUGAUGUUAUAUAUUGUUGCUUGAACGUGAUUUAGGCUGUUCACUUGAUACUAUUGCGUAGCUUUCUUAGGCUAGCUUUUGAUGGAUGAGUUCGAUGCAUCUUUUCACUCAUUGCUAGCUCAAGCGGCCUGUUCGGUAGGCAACAAGAAAUGCAGAUCAUGGUAAUUUUGCAAGUGGAGUCUCAUGCUAAUAUUCAUGGUAAUGGAAGUCUAUCCCCAACCUUAAACUUCUUUAUUAAUUCUCAUUACCACCCAAUAUUACUUUCCAAAUAUAUAAGAAAAUGUUGUGGGGCGAAAAAUGUCUACGGAUGGACAAUACUACCAUAGAUAGGAGCACUGUACAAAUUUAGACUAAAGUUCUUUACUCUUGGCGUUAUCUGUUGUAUCACUAUAUGGGCUGUAGGUGUCCUACACUCCUACCACAAGGGAAUGGAUCGGUGCUCCGAGAUUACAUUUGCAGUUCUGUAUAAUUAAAGGAGGUACACUAACUAAUAGUACAUAUAGUAGUAUUUGCCUGUAUUGGUGGCUGUUCUCUGUUUCCAAUCUUUGAUAUUCCAUAAUGAUGUAAUAGUUUGGAAAGCUAUCAAUGACAAUGGGAUCGCUUGUAUUACUCCUGCAUAA